AGAGAGAGAAAGAGAGUGAGAGAGAGAGAAGGCCCCGACAAGAGCAGGGAAGGGGAGCUUCUCAGCAGAACUCCCCAUCGCACAUGAUUCCCAAUUCCACACUCCAUUAACAGCCAAUACAAUCUCGCCACCGCCACCACCACCACCACCACUACCAGCUCCAAUUUGCAUCCUCCACUUGUUUUCACCGGUUUUCGUUAAUCUCAGUGUUCUUCUGGUAAAUGUCAAGCUGGUUCAUUUGGAAAAAUGGGACAUCUAAAGAUGCAGAUGGAAACUGGUAUCAAUGCAAUAGAGGAUCAAUUUGGGUAUACUAAUAGAAAUAGUAUAGCAUGCAUGAUCAAUGCUGAAAUUGGCGCUGUUUUGGCGGUCAUGCGAAGAAAUGUUAGAUGGGGGGUUCAUUAUAUGGCAGAUGAUGACCAAUUGGAGCACUCUCUUGUUAAGUCGUUAAAGGAAUUAAGGAGGCAAAUCUUUUCAUGGCAAGGUCAAUGGCAUUCCAUCAACCCAGUCUUGUAUCUCCAGCCUUUCUUGGAUGUAAUUAAAUCAGACGAAACUGGUGCACCAAUCACAGGUGUUGCUCUCUCAUCUGUUUACAAGAUCUUAACCCUUGAUGUGAUAGAUCAAAACACGGUCAACAUUGAGGAUGCCAUGCACUUGGUGGUUGAUGCUAUCACAAGUUGCAGAUUUGAGGUGACUGAUCCUGGAUCAGAAGAAGUGGCAUUGAUGAAGAUAUUACAAGUUCUUCUAGCAUGUGUGAAAUGUAAAGCAUCGGCUACGCUGAGUAACCAACACAUUUGCACCAUAGUAAAUUCUUGUUUCCAUAUAGUUCAUCAAGCAGGAACCAAAAGUGAGCUGUUACAGCGGAUAGCACGGUACACUAUGCAUGAACUUGUAAGGUGUAUAUUUUCUCACCUUCAGGAUAUUGAGAACACAGAGCAUUUGUUGAUAAAUGAGAGAUCUCCUUUAAAACAAGAGACCAGUGGACAAAACAAUGAGAGCACUGUAUUUAGCAGACUGUUGGAGAAUGGGAGCCAGAAUUCUUCAUAUGAUGGUGAACCACUAGGAAUUUCUUCCGGUAUUGCAAGUGCUGUAACGUCAACUGUAAUGGAUGAAAACUCAGCUUUUGCUAGCAAUGGCAACGAGACUGAUCCACAUGAAUUACAGCUUAUGUCUGAACCAUAUGGGGUUCCCUGUAUGGUGGAGAUAUUUCACUUCUUGUGUUCUUUGUUGAAUGUUGUUGAGCAUAUGGGAAUGAAUCCUAGAUCAAACACAAUAGCAUUUGAUGAAGAUGUACCUCUUUUUGCCUUAACUUUGAUCAAUUCAGCCAUAGAGUUGGGAGGACCUUUCUUUCGCCGUCACCCGAGAUUGCUGAGCUUAAUUCAGGAUGAAUUAUUUCGCAACCUUAUGCAAUUUGGUUUGUCAAUGAGCCCUCUUGUACUUUCAAUGGUGUGCAGCAUUGUUCUUAAUUUGUAUCAUCAUCUUCGUAAGGAACUCAAGUUACAGCUGGAAGCAUUUUUUUCUUGUGUAAUUUUGAGGCUUGCACAAAGCAAAUAUGGGGCUUCAUAUCAGCAACAGGAGGUUGCCAUGGAGGCCCUUGUUGAUUUUUGCAGGCAAAAAACAUUCAUGGUAGAGAUGUAUGCUAAUUAUGACUGUGAUAUAACUUGUAGUAAUGUCUUUGAAGACAUUACUAACUUGUUGUCCAAAAGUGCAUUUCCUGUGAACAAUCCAUUGUCUUCCAUGCAUAUUCUUGCUUUGGAUGGUCUUAUUGCUGUCAUGCAGGGAAUGGCUGAAAGGAUAGGCAAUGGAUAUGUAAGUUCCGAGCGUUCUCCUGUGAAUUUGGAACAGUAUAUUCCUUUCUGGCUGGAAAAAUGUGAAAAUUAUGGUGAUCCAAAUGAUUGGGUUCCUUUUGUCUUCCGAAGAAAGUACUUCAAGAAAAGAUUGAUGAUAGGGGCUGAUCACUUCAAUCGCGAUGUUAAGAAAGGCCUUGAAUUUCUCCAAGGAACACAUCUUUUACCUGAUAAACUUGAUCCCCAAAGUGUUGCCUGCUUUCUCAGAUACACUGCUGGGUUGGAUAAGAAUCUAAUUGGUGAUUACCUAGGAAAUCACGAUGAGUUCUGUGUUCAGGUUCUUCAUCAAUUUGCCAGAACAUUUGACUUCCAAGGCAUUACCUUAGACAAAGCCCUGCGUAUAUUUUUGGAGAGUUUUAGGCUUCCUGGAGAAUCACAGAAGAUACAUAGGGUGCUCGAAGCUUUCUCUGAGAGAUAUUUUGAGCAAUCACCAGAUGUUCUUGUUAACAAGGAUGCUGCUCUCGUGUUAUCCUACUCAAUUAUAAUGCUUAAUACGGAUCAUCACAACGUUCAGGUCAAAAAGAAGAUGACGGAAGAGGAUUUCAUCAGGAAUAACAGGCUUAUUAAUGGUGGGAAGGACCUCCCACGUGAAUUCCUGUCAGAGAUUUAUCAUUCCAUUUGUAAGAAUGAAAUCCGCACAACCCCUGAACCGGGUUUUGGAUUUCCUGAAAUGACCCCAAGUCGGUGGAUUUCUCUAAUGCACAAGUCCAGAAAGACUGCUCCAUUUAUUGUAUCUGAUUCCAGAGCAGACCUUGAUUAUGAUAUGUUUGCCAUAUUGUCAGGCCCAGCAAUUGCUGCCAUUUCGGUGGUAUUUGAUAAUGCUGAAAAUGAAGAGAUAUAUCAAACUUGUAUCGAUGGAUUCUUAGCUGUUGCGAAGAUAUCAGCUCACUAUCAUCUUGCAAAUGUAAUUGAUGAUUUGGUUGUGUGCCUUUGCAAGUUCAUUACCAUUUUGGAUCCAUUCUCAGUUGAGGAAUCUGUCCAAGCCCUGGGAGAUGACACAAAAGUAAGAAUGGCACUUGAGACAGUUUUUGCUAUUGCAAAUAGCUAUGGUGAUUACAUCCGUGCAGCAGGGUGGAGAAAUAUUCUUGAUUGCAUCUUAAGAUUGCACAAGUUAGGCCUUCUUCCUACUCGUUUGGUGAGUGAUGCAGCUGAGGAGUCAGAGCUUUCUGCAGAAUCCGGACAUGGAAAACUUAAUUCCAACUUGUCGUCAUCAACUCAACUUCCAUCUAUUAGUACUCCAAAGAGAUCAUCUGGACUGAUGAGUAGGUUUAGUCAACUCUUAUAUCUUGGCACUGAAGAGCCUAGAUCAGUACCAACUGCAGAAGAACUUGUUGCUCAUCAGCAGGCUGUACAAAUAAUUCAGAAGUGUCACAUUGAUACUGUAUUCACUGAGAGUAAAUUUCUGCAAGCUGAAUCUCUAUUGCUGCUUGCAAGAGCACUCAUUAAUGCUGGAGGUCAACCUCGAAAAGGUAACAGCAUCUCUGGGGAUGAAGAUACUUCAGUUUUCUGCCUGGAGUUACUAGUAGCAAUCACAUUGAAUAAUAGAGACAGAAUUGGACUUCUAUGGAAGGAUGUUUAUGAGCACAUAUCCAAUAUUGUUCAGUCAACUGUGACGCCUUGCGUACUGAUAGAAAAGGCCGUUUUUGGGCUUCUAAGGAUUUGCCAUCGCUUACUUCCAUACAAAGAGAGCAUUGCUGAUGAACUUUUGAGGUCCCUGCAACUUGUCUUGAAACUUGAUGCUCGGGUUGCAGAUAUAUAUUAUGAGCAGAUUACUCAAGAAGUCAGUCGGCUUGUAAAGGCAAAUGCUUCUCAUGUCAGAUCUCAGAUAGGAUGGCGGACAAUUACAUCACUUCUUUCCUUCACUGCUCGGCACCAGGAAUCGUCUGAGGCUGGAUUUGAUACACUGCUGUUCAUUAUGUCUGACGGGGCCCACUUGCUUCCUGCAAAUUAUGUUCUUUGUGUCGAUACUGCAAGGCAGUUCGCUGAGUCCCGUUUAGGACAGGUAGAACGGUCUGUGGUUGCGCUAGAUCUUAUGGCUGGUUCUGUCAAUUGUUUAGAGAAGUGGACUAGUGAUGCUAAGCAGGCAGCAAAAGAUGAGGAAGUGGAGAAGAUGUUGAAGGACAUUGUGGAAAUGUGGUUGAGGCUAGUGCAGGGAAUAAAGAAGGUAUGUUUGGACCCAAGAGAGGAGGUUAGAAAUCAUGCUCUGUUGUCUCUGCAGACAUGCCUGACAGGAGCUGUUGGGAUUCAUGUCCCACCUGAUUUGUGGUUACAGUGUUUCGAUCAAGUGAUUUUCACUGCAGUGGAUGAUCUGCUUGAAAUCGCUGAGGAAUACUAUCAAAAGGAAUACCGGAACAUGGAAGGGACACUUAUUCUUGUGUUGAAGCUCUUGUCUAAGGUUUUCCUCCAGUCACUCCCCAAACUAUCACAAUUGACAGAUUUCUCAAAACUAUGGGUCGCUGUGCUAGAUCGGACAGAAAAAUAUAUGAAAGCAAAAAUUAGGGGAAGGAGAACUGAGAAGCUUCAAGAGCUUGUGCCUGAGCUCCUGAAGAACACUUUGCUUGUCAUGAAAUCACAGGGCAUACUUUUACCGAGCAGUGGCGCUGGUGAAAAUAGUUUGUGGGAACUGACAUGGCUACAUAUGAAGAAUAUUGCUCCAUCAUUGCAGUCUGAGGUGUUCCCUGCUCCAGAGCUUCAGCAGGCACUGCAUAAACAGAUUGAAGCCGAUGGCGCAAACACUUCUGUUUCUUCAAAUGAAACAGUGAGCCAAGAUGGUGCUGCUGUUGGUUCCUAGGCUACCUGAGUUGGCUUUUUCAAUGCUUGCCGCUACGAACCCGCAAUAUCAGUCCUUGAUAGGUUUUCCUGUUUCUAUCUUGGGUUGUUUGGGUUCUGAAGCUGACUCUGCAUAAUGUGACAGAUAUUGGAACUAGUUAAUGAGGCCAAAUCUGAGAAUUAAAGUUGCCUGUGAUUUUGGUAUUCCUCUUGAACUAGUGGGUAAUAGAAUAGUGGGAGUUUUGGUUGGAGAUACAUGUUAUAUAAAUAUAGUGCUUACCUUCCCUUCCCUUCCCUUAUUGAGUGCUUGUAAAGAUGAGAACUCUUCUUUGUUUCAACAAGUACACAGGAAAUUAUCCUCAAGUAUUACUGUCUUGCUAAUUUGACAGAUCUUGAGAUUUAUGUUUCCUCUUGGCUCUAGCUAGUAGCUGCUACAUGUAUGUUACUCGGUAUGAUAAUGUUGCAAACAACACAAGUUUUGAAUUGAUCUAAAGGAAUAUUAAAUCAUUCAAUCAA
Arachis stenosperma is the source of this 5129-nucleotide messenger RNA. RefSeq names its product ARF guanine-nucleotide exchange factor GNOM-like. Lineage: Eukaryota; Viridiplantae; Streptophyta; Magnoliopsida; Fabales; Fabaceae. Bases 247 to 4635 code for a protein of 1462 amino acids. The record is from RefSeq and is a predicted model, not a curated record. Gene Ontology annotation, molecular function: guanyl-nucleotide exchange factor activity. Gene Ontology annotation, biological process: regulation of ARF protein signal transduction. The transcript is spliced from 3 exons.